This is a messenger RNA of Pristis pectinata (smalltooth sawfish), 2109 nucleotides long. RefSeq names its product KIAA1191 ortholog. The transcript has 8 exons. Bases 662 to 1591 code for a protein of 309 amino acids. Gene Ontology annotation, cellular component: cytoplasm. The record is from RefSeq and is a predicted model, not a curated record. NCBI's taxonomy places the organism in Eukaryota, Metazoa, Chordata, Chondrichthyes, Rhinopristiformes, Pristidae.
CUUUUCCUUGGAGCAGACUCGAUGGGCCGAAUGGCCUGCUUCUGCUCCCUUAUCUUGUGAUCUUGUGAAAUAUUUGGAGUAGGUUAAUGGCAAAAAGAAUCAAAGGGGAGUUGAUGGGUGGGUGUUUGCGAGAGCCGCAGGCUGAUAUGAAGGUGGGAAUGCAUUGGUAACAGUGAUAUCCAAUCCGCUUCUCCCAGCUGGGGCUCCCGCUGCACCGCAUUGUAAACAGGGCUAGUGCGCAUGCGCCGAGUCAUUCUCUCCCCCGCCACCACUCGUUGCGGUGACGUCACUAGUCGGGAUAAGGGGUUUGGGAAUAUUGGCGACAGUCUCAAUGUUUUUCUUCUCCAUACCUGCCCUUAUUUUUCUCCACUAGCCUUGCGUUCAAGCCUUGAAAGGAAAGGCACCUGAUGCCAGCGAAAGCACCGAACUAGUAAAAAAAAUCCGUCAACCAUGACCCAUCCGGCUCAUCGUUACCGGAGCCAAAUCGCGUUUGCUCAACGUCCGCCGUUUCCAUGGUAGUUGGGGGUGCGGACCUCAGCCCCCUGCUGAUUGGCGACUCGGAGCGGUACGUCACAGCUCGGGGGCUGGCGGCUCGGGGCGGUGGAGAAAUCUGAAGCCUUUCCUGCAGUUUCGUCAAGUGGACCUAACUAUAUGAGUUAUCAUGGCUUCAGAUGAACACAACGUGCCUGCAAUCGAACAUUCCUCCGGCUUGCUAGAAAAGAUGUCCUUGCCGAUUGGGAUGCACCGUAGGGCAUUCAGUUACGAUGAUGCCUUAGAAGAUUUGUCACCAAUGACUCCUCCACCUUCUGAUAUGGGAAGCAAUAUUUUGUGGAAGCAACCAGUUAUUCCUGAGCGGAAAUACCAACAAUUGUCUAUGAUGGAAGAUGGAGAAAAUGGUGUUCCAUCUUCAGUAGUUGCUCCAUCAUCAGGUGUAAACAUAAGCAAAGUUCAUGUGGUGAAAGCCAAAGCAACGUCUGUCAUUAUGAAGUCGCUUAUGACACAGCAGACGCAGGAAAGUAUACAACGGUUUGAGAAGCAGGCAGGUCUAACAGAUGCUGGUUACCAACCACACAAGGGCCUAGUUGCAGAAGAGGCCAGUUAUCACCGUGUAGGCGAGGCAUUACAGAAAUUCAAAGCACAGAGUGUGGACCUAAGUAAAGAAGAUAAGCAGAUAUCCUCCACUCAGUCGUCUCCCUGCGGAUCUCCACAAUCUUCACCAAUGCCAAAUCGCAGAUUGUUGUUUGGCCAUGGAGCAUCUUCUGAUUUGAGCAGUAGAAGUCUUGAAGGAGAUUCCACCACAUUAGUUAGUGAAACAACUACCACUGAAAAAUGGAAGCCUUUCAUGCGUUCACAGAAUUACAGAGGAAUUGAACCAGGUGGUUUUGCCAUUCAGAAGUACAAAGGCAUGCAAAAACCAUCACCAAUGGACAUCAUGCGUACUCAGGGGACUGUUGCUAAAAUUGCAGAAGAUCAUGCAAAUUUAAACCCACCCAAAAUGGAUCUAACCAUAUUAGAAAGACACAAACGCUCUGUUCGUAGUCAUCAUGUAGAACCCAGAGACCUAAAUGCUUUUGCUCCUACUGGAUUUUAAUAUAAACUGUAGUUAAGGUGCAUCAAAUGUGUGCCCUCCAUUCAAAUGCAUUAAGAUAUUAACUUGCUGGUCAUCUUAUGACACUUCAUUUUGUUGUAUCUGACUACAUCUACGUGUAGAAAUUUUAUUUUUAAACUGGGAGAAGAGAGAUUUGGAAGGAAAAAGGAAUUUGAAUUCUGUUGUAGAAUUAAAACCAGUAUGAAGAACUUGAACCCCACAAAUGCUUAUUUGCACCAACAAGGAUGUACUGAAAAUUUCUCUUAAUAUUUUCAGUUCUCAUCAGAAAGAACCUAAGCUUAACGGACUACCAAAGCCCAAGUUUUGACAUACAAUGCAUGCUGAGGUUUCUGGUUAUCCGAACUUAGAAGUUAGUAACUUAAAAUGGUAUUACAGCAUAAUGCACUUGUUUGUGUGAGGUAGAGAGAGAGAGAGACACUAAUAGGAUAACAGUGUUUACUAAUGUUGCCUGUGCGUAUCUAUCUAAUGUUAAAUAAACAUGAAUAUAAUUUUGUGACUUA